Eucalyptus grandis is the source of this 5737-nucleotide messenger RNA. RefSeq names its product dicer-like protein 4. Gene Ontology annotation, molecular function: RNA binding; protein binding; ribonuclease III activity. Gene Ontology annotation, biological process: siRNA processing. The record is from RefSeq and is a predicted model, not a curated record. Lineage: Eukaryota; Viridiplantae; Streptophyta; Magnoliopsida; Myrtales; Myrtaceae. Gene Ontology annotation, cellular component: nucleus; cytoplasm. The transcript has 25 exons. Bases 377 to 5353 code for a protein of 1658 amino acids.
CGAGCUUGCCCGAAGUCUCCGAGGAUUCCACGCACCCAAAGAUUUGAUUAAGGAUUGCUGUCCGCGUUUCGUGAAGAUGGGUUUAGAUUACGCCGAUGUCGUCUCGCAAACGGAUUUUUCUUUGCCGGGUCAACUGACAAUUCAAGAAAGGGUCGGCGGCUCGUCAUCAAGACCAUGAGCAGCACGCAUUGCUGCUUCGUUGUGCUCCCGACUGACGACGGCGGCGGCGAAGGACGCCGGAGGACUUCUUCUCCACGACGACGCACUGCCCCUCCAGCUCCGGUCCCGUGCUGUUCUCUCUUGGGGUGAUUCGACCCGAGUCUCGGUUUUUCUUGGUUUUCUUGGGCGGCGUUGGGCGAAGGUGGAGGCAGCGGUCAUGCCCGGCAGCGGAGCGGAGGAGACCGUUCGGGGGCCGAACGGUUUCUUCGCUUCGCGCCCGCCUCGGCCUCCGUUGUGUAGCGUUUCGGGUGCUGCUGAAGAUGACGUGGGGGUGAGCUCGGAGGUGGGAAAGGCGGAGAAGGACCCGAGGAAGAUUGCGAGGACAUAUCAAUUGGAGCUUUGCAAGAAAGCUUUGGAGGAGAAUGUGAUUGUGUACUUGGGGACUGGUAGUGGGAAGACCCAUAUAGCCAUUUUGCUAAUGUAUGAGAUGGGUCACUUGAUACGGAAACCCAGCAAGAACAUCUGCGUAUUUCUUGCGCCUACUGUUGCUUUGGUUCAACAGCAAGCCAGGGUUAUAGGAGAUUCAAUUGACUUCAAGGUUGGCAGCUACUGCGGGGGCUCCAAGCGAUUGAAGACACAUGCAGAGUGGGAGAAGGAGAUAGAAAAAUAUGAGGUUCUUGUUAUGACCCCUAUAAUACUGCAACGUUGCUUGUCACACUGUUUCAUCAAGAUGGACUCUAUUGCUCUUCUGAUAUUUGACGAAUGCCAUCAUGCUCAAGUCAAAAGUGGUCAUCCUUACGCUGAAAUUAUGAGGAUAUUUUAUAAAGCUGAUCUCUUGAAGCGGCCUCGGAUAUUUGGCAUGACGGCAUCUCCAAUUGUUGGAAAAGGUGCUUCUGAGCAAGAAAAUCUUCCAAGAUGCAUCAAUAGUCUUGAAAAUUUGCUAAAUGCUAAGGUUUACUCAGUUGAAGAUAAGGAAGAAUUGGAUAGUUUUGUGGCAUCACCUACUGUGAAAGUGUAUUAUUACGGUCCUGUUGUGCAUGGCACAUCUAGCUCCUUUGUGACUCGCUGUUGGCAACUCGAGGAAGUUAAACGCCAGUGCCUAUCAACACUCAGCAGGAAGAAAGAUGAUCUUCAAAUCCUUCGAAGCACCAAAAGAAUGCUCAACAGAAUGCAUGACAAUAUCAUAAUAUGUGCAGAGAGCCUUGGAUUUUGGGGAGCAACACAAGCUUGUCAGAUCCUACUUAGAGGUGAUUAUUCCGAGCGUAAUGCAUUGAUUGAGGAAGCAGAAAAUUCAAGUGAUGUUCCUUUAUGUGAUAAAUAUUUAACUCAGGCUGCCAGUAUCUUUGCAUCUGAUUGCCCUAAAGAUGAUAUAACAUCUUUAGAGAUUUUGAAAGAGCCCCUUUUCUCAAGCAAGCUCUUAUGCCUUGUUCAUGUACUGUCUUCUUUCAGGUCUCGGCCAAAUGCAAAGUGUAUAGUUUUUGUGAACAGGAUAGUUAUUGCGAGAUCAUUGACUUACCUGCUGCAAAAUCUUACAAUGUUGGCAUCUUGGAAAUGUGAUUAUCUUGUGGGGGUUCACUCAGGACAAAGAAGCAUGUCAAGGAAGAACAUGAAAAGCAUUCUCGAUAAUUUCCAGUCAGGAAAGUUGAAUCUAUUGGUUGCUACAAAAGUGGGUGAAGAAGGCCUUGACAUUCAGACAUGCUGCCUGGUGAUACGAUUUGAUCCUCCUGAAACUGUCGCUAGUUUUAUUCAAUCCAGAGGCCGUGCACGAAUGCCUCAAUCGGAAUAUGCAUUCUUAGUGGACUGGGGCAAUCAGAAAGAGAUUGAUCUGAUAGAUAAUUUCAAAAAGGAUGAAGAUCGAAUGAACGUGGAGAUCACUGCUAGGACAUCGGAUGAAUCUUUUAGUGCUUUGGAGGAAAGAAUAUAUAGGGUAGAUUCUUCGGGCGCUUCCAUCAGUUCUGGAUCUAGUAUCUCAUUACUCUACCAAUUCUGUGCGAAACUUCCGCAUGAUGAGUACUUUGAUCCCAAGCCGAAGUUCUAUUAUUUUGAUGAUGUAGGGGGUACUGUCUGCCACAUUAUUCUACCUCCAAAUGCCCCAAUUUACCAGAUCGUAAGCACACCAAGGAUAUCGAUGGAAGCUGCUAAAAAAGAUGCUUCUCUACAAGCAAUUGAAGAAUUGCAUAAACUAGGUGCUCUGGAUGAUUUUCUCUUGCCACAGCGUGAUGAUGACAAACUUGAGGAGAUGCUCAUGUCUUCUGAUACUGACAGUUGCGAAGAUGAGAGUUCACGAGGUGAACUACAUGAGAUGUUAGUUCCGGAGGCACUCAGGGAAUCAUGGUCUGGCUUGGAGAGAGUUGCUCUCCAUACUUACUAUAUAGAAUUUUGUCCUGAUCCUGCGGAUAGGACCUAUAAAGAGUUUGGUCUCUUUGUGAAGGCAUGUCUUCCAGCAGAGGCUGGGACAAUGGAAAUCGAUCUUCAUCUGGCUCGUGGUAGGUCUGUAAAGACAAAGCUUGUGCCAUCCGCAGAGGUUACAUUUAAGAAAGAUGAGAUUGUGGAAGCACAGAAGUUUCAGGAGAUGUUUCUCAAGGUCCUCCUUGACCGAUCAGAAUUACAGCAAGAAUCUGUUCCCCUGGGACAGGGACAGCAUAAUGAUAUCAAUUCAAGCUCAUCAACCUACUAUCUGUUGCUUCCAGUCAUUUCGCAGAACAGCAACGGUCGUAUUAUUGUAGACUGGAAUACUAUCAGAAGAUGCUUAUCAUCUUCACUCUUCAGGAAUCCAUCUGAUACAAUGGCAAAGACAGAUGUUUUUCCACCAUCCGAUUUGAUACUUGCGGAUGGUCCCAAACGAGAAAGUGAUGUCAAAAAUAGUUUAGUAUAUGCUCCAUAUAAGAAGUUGUUCUACUUCAUUACUAACAUUAAUUUUAAGAAGAAUGGAGGCAGCCAAUAUAAAGAUGCAGAACCUUUAACCCAUGCAGAACACAUAAAUAGAACGUAUGGUAUUCAUCUUAAAUUUCCCAAACAGCCUCUCCUGCAUGCGAAACCUCUUUUUAAUGUGCGCAACCUGCUGCAUAACCGGAAGCAAGAUGACUCAGAGGCACAUGAACUUGAAGAAUACUUGAUUGAUGUACCUCCUGAGCUCUGUCAGCUGAAAAUACUUGGGUUCUCUAAAGAUUUGGGGAGCUCUUUAUCAUUGUUGCCAUCAAUCAUGCACCGUCUACAAAACUUGCUUGUGGCCAUUCAACUGAAGCAGCGGUUAUCUGCUUCUUUCUCGGAGGGAGCUAAAGUUACUCCUAAUAGAAUUUUAGAAGCGCUCACAACAGAAAAGUGCCAAGAGCGCUUUUCUCUUGAAAGGCUUGAAAUACUUGGAGAUGCUUUCCUCAAAUUUGCUGUUGGUCGACAUCUUUUUCUCCGCCAUGAGGCACUUGAUGAAGGUGGGCUCACCAGGAAACGUUCGAAGGCUGUAAACAAUUCUAACUUGUUCAAUUUGGCUGUGAAGAGCAACUUACAGGUAUACAUACGUGAUCAACCAUUCGAAGCCAGCCAAUUUUUUGCUCUGGGCCGUCCUUGCCCAAAUAUCUGCAACAACGAAUCAGAAGGAAUGAUCCAUUCUCAUCAUCAAAAUGGUGCAGCCCCUCAGUCAAAAGCUUAUGAAGUCAGGUGCAGUAAAGGUCACCACUGGUUGCAGAAGAAAACUAUUGCCGAUGUGAUUGAAGCCCUUGUAGGAGCAUUCAUAGUUGAUAGUGGUUUCAAAGCUGCAACUGCCUUCCUUAGAUGGAUUGGCCUAGAAGUUGACUUUGAUGCACGGCAAGUUUCCAGUGCUUGCAUUGGAAGUACUCGGUACCUGACUCUGGCUGACUGUGUGGACAUUGACUCACUUGAAGAUUAUUUAAGAUAUAAGUUUCAUCAUAGAGGUCUUCUUCUUCAAGCAUUCGUACAUCCUUCUUACAAUAAACAUGGUGGUGGCUGUUAUCAGCGACUUGAGUUUCUUGGAGACGCCAUCUUGGAUUACUUGAUCACGUCAUAUCUCUACUCUGCAUAUCCAAAGUUGAAACCUGGAGAAUUGACAGAUUUGAGAUCGCUGGCUGUCAAUAAUAAGGCAUUUGCUAAUGUUGCAGUCGAACGGUCCUUCCAUAAGUUUCUUCUUUGUGAUUCCAGUAGCCUCUCUGAGGCCAUAAAAGACUUUGUGGACUUUGUAAAGAGAUCAGCAUCAUUGAAGGGUUUUCUUGAGGGGCCAAAAUGUCCGAAGGCUCUUGGUGACUUGGUAGAGUCUUGUGUUGGUGCCAUUCUCCUUGACACGGGAUUCGAUCUGAACUGUGUUUGGAGCUUGAUGCUAUCCUUUCUGGAUCCAAUCAUGCGCUUUUCCAACUUCCAGCUGAAUCCAAAACGGGAACUGCAAGAACUUUGUCAAUCUUGCAAUCUGAUUCUGCAGCGUUCGGUAAUUAAGAAAGGUGUAUCAUAUUCAGUCGAAACAAAAGUUUUGUGCAAGGAUGAACCUUUGUCCAAGGAUGAAUGGGCUGUGGCUUCUGUGACCAACUUGAAUAAACAAGAUGCUCUCAGGAACUCUGCACAAAAAGUAAUUGAAAAGUUGAAGGCUCGAGGUUACACACCGAAGUAUAAGCCUCUCGAGGAAAUAUUGAAGUCAUCCUGUAAAAUGGAAGCCAAGCUAAUAGGCUAUGAUGAAGUUCCUGUAGAUGUAAUGUCUUUUGAUGUUAAUGGAUCUGAAAACAUCAAUAUGGCACCCUCUAACAUGAAUUGUAGCCCCAAAGUUUAUGCAAUCAAUGAAGCUUCCAGAUCUUCUUCCGCCAGCAUAAUUCCUCUUGGGAAACAGCCUCCGCGACUUUCUGAAACAGCGAGUGGAAGUGAUGCCAAUGAGAUAAGUGCUGAUACUGGAUGUGAUAAUGAGUCACAAAGAAAAGGUGCGAUUCCCAAAGGAUCUGCAAAAUCUCAUUUGUAUGAAAUUUGUGCUGCUAAUUGUUGGAAACCGCCAGAGUUUGAGUGUUGCAAAGAGGAAGGACCAGGACACUUAAAGCUGUUCUGGUACAAGGUGGUUGUUGCGAUAGAAGAUUCGCCGGGCAUGGUUUUGGAAUGCUUUAGUGAUCCUAGGGCAACAAAGAAAGCUGCAGCCGAGCAUGCAGCAGAAGGGGCUCUUUGGUAUUUAAGACAUGAAGGAUACGUCCAUACAAAUAAAGUGAAGUAGACUCAAAAACUUUUUCGUCCAGAAGAUUGGAGAAUUACAUGCAAAUAGAGAUUCUUUUGCUGCGCUGUUGCCACCAGGAAUGACCAGUAGGAUCAAUCUCACUGUUUAACUUUUCACUCGGUCCAUCUUUCCAGUAAAUUAGUUGCCGGGAUGUUAGUAUGUCCCGUGAAAAGUGUUCAGAUUAGGCAUGUAUAUAUGCGCUGUGCAUUUAGUAGAAUCUGCUAACCAGGCAUUCCUUCAACAUGAAAUUUUAGUUAGGGUCUCACAGGCAAUGGCUCAUUUCUCGAAGUCACAGUCGACUCGAGGUUAUAUUGUAUGGUGGCUGGCGCAGCAUAUUUUGUAAAGAACAUGUUGCUAUAAUAGAAGAGCCUUUUCAUUUUCACA